Thamnophis sirtalis is the source of this 433-nucleotide messenger RNA. The record is from RefSeq and is a predicted model, not a curated record. Lineage: Eukaryota; Metazoa; Chordata; Lepidosauria; Squamata; Natricidae.
GCUCAUGUGCUCCUCCCUCCAGAAGGCCUUGUUCGACGAGGAGGACCACGUGAAGAAGCUGCAGCAGAAAGUAGCCGCCUUGGAGAAGCGCAACAAGCAGCUACAAGGCCGCGUGAAGAAGGUCAAACGUUUGCUGAGGCAGACCAGGAAGAACGGCCGACACAUGGAACUGAUGAACCAGAAACUCAAUGAGAAACUGUCUUCUGCGGGGUCUCAGUUCCCCUACGCGAACGCCUUAAAGCAAGGCCAUUCUCAUGCCACCUACCUGAAAGCGUGAGAGCAACGCUGGCCCUUCAAGCUACAAGUCUUAGCGAUCCAACGGUGUCUCCUUCUCCACCCUAUCUUACCUUGAGGAAGACUCAACGGGCGUUCAAAGUCUUUCGGCUUUUGACCGUGAAGGAUUUCGCACCUCAAGGGAAUAUCUCACUGGGCU